GGCGUGAGUGCUCGCCGACCGCCGCGGCCGUAAACAAGGUUCCACAACACGGCUCCUAGAAUAAAUGUAUACUGUAGCCGAGAGUCACACAAGUUGAAUAUAUUUUACAUUUAGUUUGCCGCGAGUAAGUGCUUUGGACUGCCGUCGCGUCUCAAUGGCGCAUCGCACUCGAUACAGUUAGCACAACAUACCAAAGGAAUAAAAACAUUACAAUACCAUACACUCACGGUACAAACCUUAUACAACACAAUGGACUAUAUCUAAAUUUUAAUAUUCAAAUACUAAGACCCGUGCUCAGUGUAUUAUAAUAGUGAAUAGGUGAAAAAUACCUACCUGGAAUUGUAAAAAUUAUUGAAGUGAUGGAGGCCGUGUGUGUUCGCGGCGAUGGGAGGUGCCAAGCGUACGCCUUAGCUGCAGCACUGCACUCGCUCAAUCUGUACUGUGCUGCAAUAUUCACUGCUCUCAUUUGCUGCUGUGGCCGAAAACGACCAGCCCGGGCACCAAGCCGCUGGCGAUGCCAAAAUGUUCGUGGCAUUACGAGCAUCGUUCUUGGCGUGGUGUGGUGCUGCGGUGCAGCGGCGGCUUCUCUACGGCCCGCUGACACCGUCUACUUGGUCGCAUCACUAAUGGCACCGCUUUCCUGGCUCGCAGCAGCUGCAUUCCACGUGUCUCUAUGGACAAGACGCUCGCUCGCGCCUACUCUUUAUCUAGCAGUCUAUUGGUUUCUUACAACUUUAUCAUCUGCGGCCUUACUCUUCGAACAUUCGAAAAGAGAAUCAUUUGAGACUCAUGUAGAAGUCUACAUUCAAGGUCUUACCCUGAUCUGUGCCAUAGUAAUGGGUGGUGCUGAUUGUUUAUGUUUUUAUGACGAGGUAGCCAAAUACACACCGACAAAACACAACCAAAAGUCACCAAACGAUUCAGGUGUGAUAUAUAAAUAUAACGAAACCCAUUUCUAUGGUAAAAUUACAUUUUUCUGGCUCAAUUCAUUAUUGUACAAAGGUUGCGACAUUCCCCUUGAAACGGAUGAUUUAGGACCACUGCCAGAUGAAGAAAAAUCGAAAACAUGUUAUGAAAAGUUUGAACAAAAUUACAGCAAUAAAUACACGAGAAAAUCUAGUUUGUGGAAAACUUUCGUCCUAACCGUGUGGCCGAACUUCUAUAUUGCCGGAAUCCUUAAAUUGUUCGGCGAUUUGAUGGGCGUUAUAGCACCUCUAGGCCUUGGUAUAAUAAUACAGUUUAUGGACAAAGAACAAACACAAAUUGGAGACGAUCCAGAUGUCAGCAUAGAUGAAUUUUUCGACAACGGUUAUGCUAUGUUAAUGGUGGUAACACUUUCACUUAUUCUUCAGGCUCUAUUAUCUCAAAAUUCAACCCAUCUACUGACAGUUGAAGGCACCAAACUAAAAUCGUCUUUACAGAAUAUGGUGUUCGAUAAAUGUAUGAGACUAGCGUCAUGGUCAUCAGACGUAGUUGAAACAGAUGAAUUGUCUCCACUUUUACAAGCUCCAAAAAGCGAAGAAUCAUCACAAACUGGAAUGCUUAUGAAUUUGGUAUCACAGGACACUUACAACAUAAUGUCGUGUGUAUGGAUUUGUCAUUACACAUGGGCUAUCCCAUUAAAGAUUUCUGUUAUUUUAUACUUAUUAUAUACAAAACUGGGAGUGAGUGCAAUAAUAGGAGCAGCCACCAGCAUCAUAGUAAUUACACCAUUACAAUUUUACCUCGGAAAAAAAAUAUCGGACAACUCCAGAAAUAUAUCUAAAUGCACCGACCAUAGGGUUUCUAAAAUGUCUGAGAUUUUACAAGGGAUGAAUGUCAUUAAAUUAUAUGUUUGGGAAGAUUUGUUUAAUGAGAAAAUAUUGCAACUGAGGGAAGUUGAAUUGAAACAUCUCAAUAGGGAUUCGAUAUGUUGGGGCCUCUUAACAUUUACGACACAAUGUUCUUCAGUAUUAGUAACAAUAGUAACAUUUACGAUGCAUUAUUUCCUGGGGAAGACAAAUCACCUAACAACUGUGAAUGUAUUCGCUGGUCUGGCAUUGUUUAAUCAGCUAACAAUUCCACUACUUAUCUUACCAGUAACAGUUCUCAUGGUUAUACAGGCAUUGGUUAGUACGAAAAGAAUUCGAGAUUUUUUGGAUCUACCAGAAUCUAAGAACAAUCAAAUAGAUAAAAAUUAUAGUACUAAAUGUCGAGAGUUGGAUGAAGGAUUAAUUAUAGAUCCAAAAGACAAAAUAUUUAUAGAUGAUGCAAAUGAUGCUGAAAUAAAUGAUACAUUCCCUGAAGAUGGUACAAUGCAAAGUCAGGACUAUCUAAUUAAAUACAGAAAUGCAGCUUUUUCCUGGGGUAUUAAAGAUAAUUUAUGGCUGGAAAUUGAAGACUUGGAUAUACCGGCAGGAAAAUUGAUUAUGGUAGUGGGGUCAUCAGGAUCUGGCAAAACUUCAUUACUCGCAGCUAUGGUCGGAGAAAUGCAAUAUGAACGCGGACACAUAGACAACUGUAACGGGUAUUUUUCGUCAUGGUAUGCGGGUCAACCACCGUGGCUCCUGGAUUGGUCAAUCCGUGAUAAUAUCCUCAUGAAAAGUCCUUGGUGUGCGACUAGAUAUGCUAAAGUCGUUCGAGCUACUGGUCUUAGGCCUGACUUACAGCUUUUGCCCGAUGGCGAUGACACGGUUUUAGGAAGUUAUGGAAGCCCGCUGUCGGGAGGCCAACGGGUGCGUGUAUGCAUUGCCCGCGCUCUGUACUCCCAAGCACAACUUAUUGCCCUCGACGAGCCGUUGGGUGCCCUGGACGCACCUCUAGCGCGUCACGUCGUCGCACGUGCACUGUUGCCGGCCGCGAGAUCUGGCCGCACUAUACUCCUUGCUACCAGUAGAUUGGAAUUGCUUCACUAUGCAGACUUUGUAAUCGUGAUGGAGGGUGGUCGUGUGAGCUGCGUGGGACGUCCCGGGGUAUGUGAGGGCGCACUAAACCAGUGGUGGUCGCUAGCGGGCGAGGCGCGCGCGGCCGCAGCGCGGAGCGGCGCCGGCCCGCCAGGGGGGACUGCGCAAGAGCGAUCGCUUCUCAUUCGUUCGCUCUCUAGAAACAACUAUCAGAGGAGCGUCUCGGAGGACAACAUUAUUGCAGUAAGCGAGGCGACUGGAGCUCACUUGCUGGCGGAAGUGUCAAUGUGCACAGGUGGCACUUGGAGGAGAACCUCACGAAAAACUCGAACACCUCUUGAGAGACAACUCUCAUCUCCCCCAACAUCCGCACACAAUCAUAAAUUGCGUCGCGAAGUUCGCCGCUCGGUUAGCGCAGACGCAACGAACGGAGCUUUGCAACGGGAUGGAAGUUUAUUAAGACGGAUUCUACGGCCACCAAGCCAACGUGCACUAAUAAGAUGGACACCGAGGACGUUACGUCGUUUAAUCAGUUCUGAUUCAGACACAAAUGUGGAAAUUGGAUGUAAAGGUACAACAGAUGACAGUACAUUUGAUGCCACUUUUACAACAAUAACUUCAAACGGUGUAGAAUCUAAUGCUGCGAGCGACUCUCGGCCGUCGAAAGCUGAACCGGAGAUAUUACGCAAUGAGAGUGCAAUAUGGAAAGAGUAUCUAAUGUGUUGUGGCUGGUGGGGUGUUAUGUACUGCGUUGCGGCGGCGGCCGGGCAGGGCCUCGCGGUGGCCGCCGAUUGCUGGCUGUCCCGCCUUGCUGAGAACAAUACGCGCCAACCACUUAGUGACAAUCAGAUGUGGGACAUGGUACAAAUGUACGCAGGCUGGUGUGCUUGCGGUGUGUGUGCAGGCGGGUUUGCCCAAGCGGCAUGCGCAAGCGCGGGUGCGGCCGCACGCAGAAUGUUACACGACAAGCUUCUACGAGCUACUUUAAACGCUCCUUUACAUCACCACCACGCUACACCGCAAGGCGCUUAUAUCCACCGAUUUUCAAAUGAUAUUUCAGUUGUUGAUAAGAAGUUGCCGACUGCAGUAAGUCGUUGGACUCAGCUGGCUCUGCUUUGCGGAGCGGCCUUCCUCGUGAAUAUCAUUCUGUCUCCAUGGACACUGUUGGUUUUAUUACCUGCUUUGUUAUUUUUCAUCGCGUUGCAAUCUGUAUAUCUCAAGAAUGCCAGUGAACUACAAAAUAUCGAAGCAAACAGCGCAGCUGGUGUAGUAACAUUAACCGCACAAACUAGUACAGGAGCGGCCACUGUGCGAGCGGGACAACUACAAACUAGAUUACGAGAUGUUUUCCAAAACAGAGUUGAUAUCAAUCAUAACGCCUUGCUACUGCUUAAUGCAUCCAAUCGUUGGCUUGGACUCGGACUCGAUCUAGUUGGUGCUUGUACUGUGUUUACUUCAUUAUCUGUGGCGCUCUACAGCGGGAGUGCGGGAGCAGUGGCGGGUUUGGCGGGCACUUAUGCUCUAAUAUUACCAAUAUACCUCGCCCAUUUGGCUAAGUGUCGAGCGGAUCUACACUUACAACUCGCAUCUCUUGAACGAAUAAUUACCGAUAUUAAUGUGCCCCAAGAAGACUACAGGGAUGAUUGUCCGAUACCGGCUGGGUGGCAACGGAACGGGAAAAUAGAAUUUCAAGAAGUUAGCGUUCAACAACGACCAAACGGACCUACAAUUCUAAAGAACAUAAAUGUCACUGUUAAACCUGGCCAAAAGAUCGCUGUGUGUGGUCGCAGUGGCAGCGGAAAGUCAACUUUAUUAUUGACUUGCACAGGUGCAACGACCAUACAAAGUGGUCGGGUGCUCAUCGACGGGCAGGAUAUCACUCGCAUUCCCUUAAAACCAUUACGUCAUCGCAUUGUAGUAUUACCACAAGAAACGACUAUGUUCUCUGGGACAUUGCGGGAGAAUUUAGAUCCGCUAGCUGUGCACACAGACGAAGAAAUAUGGCAAUGCCUGAAAGCGGUCGGUCUCUACGAUUUUGUUACAGCCCAGUCUGCAGGGCUAGAAUGUUCCAUAAGCAAGCACAGCGGGUGGGCGGGCGGCCGCGGCGGGCGCGUGUGCGCGGCGCGCGCGGCGCUGCACGCGCGCCCGGCGGCCGCGCUGCUGCUGGACGAGCCGGCCGCCGCGCUGGACGCGCCCGCGCAGCGCGUGCUGCUGCGCGCGCUGGCUACGCUCGCACCCCAUACCACUAUUAUUACUGUUGCGCAUCGUAUAUCAUCAGUACGUGAAUACGAUAGCAGUAUAAUCCUUGAAGACGGUCGCAUUGUAGAACGAGGAGACAUCAACGCUCUUCUUUCCGAGCCCUUCAGUAAACUGUCGCGCAUGCUCACUGCACCCAACUAUGUUGUGUAAUCGGCAUCAUAACAAAUUAUGUAUGAUUCUCUAACAAAUUUGAUAUAGAACAUGUAGCAAGGUGCUCCACAAUCCAUCCAAUAAUCCAAUCCACAAUGGAUUUAAUUGAAUAUAUUUCAAUACUAACACAAUAUUAUGUGUGGAACUUGAUAUUAAAAUCAAUAUUAUAAUGUAAAUGCUUAUUGUAGUUUACGUAAUUUAUAAUUGAAACUGUAUUACUAAAAUUCAAUAAUAUAACAUAAUAUUAAAUGAUAAGACUGAUAUUAUGUCAUAAGCCAGUUCACUAGCAAACUAAUAUGACAACACCAAAUGUGUAGCAUUAGCAAUAACUUUUGACGAUUUACCUUUGUUGCAUUUGCGGGGUGAAUGUUGAUAAUAAACGAUUAAAACAA
Molecule: messenger RNA, 5683 nt
Organism: Zerene cesonia (dogface butterfly)
Lineage: Eukaryota; Metazoa; Arthropoda; Insecta; Lepidoptera; Pieridae
Gene: Sur
Product: ATP-binding cassette sub-family C member Sur
Exons: 26
Coding region: 360-5291 (1643 amino acids)
Biological process (GO): transmembrane transport
Cellular component (GO): membrane
Molecular function (GO): ABC-type transporter activity; ATP hydrolysis activity; ATP binding
Source: RefSeq, a predicted model, not a curated record